This is a messenger RNA of Biomphalaria glabrata, 4394 nucleotides long. RefSeq lists its product as uncharacterized. The record is from RefSeq and is a predicted model, not a curated record. The transcript has 23 exons. Lineage: Eukaryota; Metazoa; Mollusca; Gastropoda; Planorbidae. The coding region runs from base 179 to 2986 and encodes 935 amino acids.
UUAAUGGCGAUGUAUUCGAUUCCAAAAAUUAAGGAUGAGUGCAGAAUUUCACAUGACUACACAAAGCCAGUGAACUAUAGAUACUGUAAUAAACAAAUGAAUUUUAAAAUUUAAUAGACACUCAUUUUAUAGUUGUGGAACAAUAAUAAAACGUAGAUCCUAAUAUUUACAUCUAGCUAUGUCUCAGAAAAGUUAUUCAAAUUUGGUAACAGAGGUUUGUGGCUGGAGUAAAGAAACCUGCUUGAAAAAUGUAGAAACAACUCUUCCAUCAGCUCUUAAUAUUUUGGAGGAUUCCUUAUAUAAGCCUACAGCUGAUAACAUAGGUCUAUUGAAAGUGAUCUGUCAUUCACUGCUACCAUGUCUGCCUUGCCAAGAGCUGGAGGAGAAAGUUUUCAGGAAACUUUGCCCAGCUAUGAUGAAUUUUAUCCACAAUAUUUUAGACAUCAUAGACUCUAACUUGACAGAUCAGCGAAAUGAAACUGACCUAGAUGUUAAGGCUCUUUUGUCAGAACAUUUAGAGUAUUUUAUUAAUGUGAAUCAGUGUGUUGAUCAGUGCAUCAAGUGUGCCAUGAGUGUGUCUGUUGACCUCUCCUGGGUUCAGUCAUUGCCAGGGUGUGCUGUUCAUGUGCUACUUCAAGCCUACAAACAUUGUAAAACCAGCAGCCAACUUUAUGGUGAAAUUCUGAAUCUGUUCUCAGAACAGCUUUCCAUUUUGUUCAAGACAGCUCACGCUUUACAAACGUCAUUAUUAGGGCUGCUAGACAAUGUUUGUAUCACUGGAGCACCAUUGGAAGAACAUGUUAGCAUACUUUGUUCAGUGUGUACAACUCUGUAUGAAGUUUGUUGUGUGGUGUCAUCGCUGGACAUCAAGUUGGUCAUUAGUUUAUUGAGAGGCAUUUCAAGAUUAAGUAGCCAACACCUGAGUUUGUUACAAGAUCGUCUGGAUGUCUCUCCUAUUAUCAAAUAUUUGUGCCAUGAGAUUGGCCAAGGUUACGAGUAUCUCUUUGAGCUGUGUGGAGGAACACAAACAGAGUCUCUGUCUCAGGGAGAUGAUAAGACAUUUGACAAGCUGGUCAAAGUUUUGGGUUUCCAGAUGAAAGUCAUGGUGGCACUGUUGAGAGAUUACUCCAAGUACUUGGAUAACUGUGAGAAGAAUGUUGUAGACUUGUUACUAUGUUUUCACAGAUUACUGCCACCAAGUCUAUCAGCUAAAAGUUUAUCAGAGAAACAAAUGGCUAGUGUUAAACUUCUUCUGAUCAAUGCCACGGCUCCCAUUGUAAGCCAUUUAAUAACUAAUAAAGCGCUUAGGAGAGAGUUGACUAGCAACCAUAGUGCAGAUGAUCUGUCAGAAGACAAUUUCCCAAAACUUAUUCUUCAAUUAAUGGUUCUUGAUAUGUUACCCAAAUUCGAAGCUGAUGUUUUUGACAGCUGGCUUGCACCAGUCAACUACCAAGAGAAUGUACCCACAUUGAGUCUACUUGCAGCAAUAUUUCACAGUGUACAAAUGUGUGAAGUAGAGAUGAGGUAUCCUGUUAUGUUAGCUGGUGUUGUGGUAGCUGGAAAACCUCAAAGGCAAGUAAGCCUUUAUGAACAUGUAGCAACUCAUUUGUGUGGCUUCAUUGGAGCAUGUCCAGCAAGGCAUUUUAGUUUACUGGAAUCAACACUUUUAGAGCAUGUAUUAGGAAGGAGCACUCUGUCCAGUCUUCUAGCUGCAGAUUGUUGGUGCUUCUUAGCAAGGUAUGGCACAGCCAAUUUGUGUCGGGAUCAAGUCCAAGGUUUGGUCAAACUUUACUUACAGCUUAAAAACACCAGCAACAAGACAGUUCUGUUUAGACUAGAAUCACUGUUACACAGACUUAUCAAACUGAUGGCCAGAGAUCAUCAAAACUGUUUAGUUGAAAUGUUUCCUCCUGAAGAAGAGCCCAUGUUGUGGGUGGCAGUGACACCAAAUUGUUUACAUGAAAACCUGGGUCAUGAUGUAAGGAACAAACUGUUACAGUGGUCAGUGAAUGUGGUCAACAGUUCUUCAGUCAAACUCUCACAUCUGUUGACUGCACUAGAUUUCCUGACCAAUGUUGUAUCCAACAGCCCCUCACAAUGUUCCCCAACACAUCAAGAGCUGAUAGUUCACUUUGUGAAUCAAAUGUCUAUCCAAUUACAAGUCCACUGUGCACUAACACAUAGUCAAGAAAUACUAGUUGCUAAACUAGUUCUUUUAGCAGGAUCUGUGCUACAACAGUUGUCAACGAAAAGUAUUCUACAGGUUCUAGUUGUAAUUCAGAAAUGUCUGGAGGAGAAAAUUUCACUCAGCUUCUGUUUGUCUGUUGUUCACUUCCUGGUCAAAUUUUCCAAAUGUAAAAUUGAGCCCUGCUUUGAGCAAAGUCAAGUUUUAGAGAAACUGUCCAAAGUGUUUCACCACAUGUUGAGUCAUCCAAGUGCACUGGUCCACCAUGCUGCUUUGUCAGCUUUUGCUGACUUUGCCUCUCACACUAUCCAUGAGACUGCUAUCCCAGCAUGCAUCCAGGGUGAACAAUGGCUUCAACAGAGGGUGGAAAGGUUCCUUAACAAGUGUCCCCAUAAACCUGCUAAACAAUUUGAUCUUGUGACCUUUCUGAGAUCAAAUCUAAUAGAGGCAAGCAGAAUUAAAACUGACACAGCUUGUACCUCAGAAACUUUAAAUCAAGAAAAAGGAAUGUUUGCCAUAGAAUUGGAACAUAUAAGAGACACAGAAUCAGAGCCACCCACUAAAAAAAUAAAAUUAAAAAACACAAGUGAUGAAAAUGACACAGAAAAGUUUCCAAAGCAGAUGCUGCCAUCAAGCCAACAAUUCCUCUUACAAAGAAUAAUCUCCCUUGCUGAUGACCUAGAAAAAGAAAGCAGCCAAUCCACACUGACUCCUGAGUUUGUAGACUCUGCUAAACUUGCUGUGGCUAGAAUCAAUGAAUGUUUGGUAUUAAAUCAAUCAUGGUUUGAUAGUUUAUCUUGACAUUUAUUGUAAUGGAAUAUAAAUAUAGUGAUUGAUCUUUUGUCCUGAAGAAUUCAUGAUCUGUUGUAAACUGAGGGUUUCUUUGUUUGAUGAUAUGCGCAUCAAAAAGUUAUAAUCCUUGCUUUAAAAUAAAUAUAAAAGUGACUCCUUCCACUUCCAACUCUCUUCCAUUUUAAAGAGUUCGAUGACAAAGAUACAAUACACAAGUCAUUGUUCUUUACUUUGUGUUGAAAGGAAGUACCCUUGUUUCUUUGGCUUACAAAACACAGGAAAUAGAGUUUCUUUGUUUCUGUGGCUUACAUAACACAGGAAGUAGAGUUCCCUACUUUCCAUGGCUUACAAAACACAGGAAGUAGAGUUCCCUACUUUCCAUGGCUUACAAAACACAGGCAGUAGAGUUCCCUUGUUUCUUUGGCUUACAUAACACAGGAAGUAGAGUUCCCUACUUUCCAUGGCUUACAUAACACAGGAAGUAGAGUUCCCUACUUUCCAUGGCUUACAAAACACAGGAAGUAGAGUUCCCUACUUUCCAUGGCUUACAUAACACAGGAAGUAGAGUUCCCUACUUUCCAUGGCUUACAUAACACAGGAAGUAGAAUUCCCUACUUUCCAUGGCUUACAUAACACAGGAAGUAGAGUUCCCUACUUUCCAUGGCUUACAAAACACAGGAAGUAGAGUUCCCUUGUUUCUGUGGCUUACAAAACACAGGAAGUAGAGUUCCCUACUUUCCAUGGCUUACAUAACACAGGAAGUAGAAUUCCCUACUUUCCAUGGCUUACAUAACACAGGAAGUAGAAUUCCCUACUUUCCAUGGCUUACUAAAUGCAGUAAGUAAAGUUCCCUUGUUUCUGUGGCUUACAAAACACAUGAAGUAGAUUUACUUUGUUUCUGUGGCCAACAAAAUUUGUAUGUGACCCACAGCAAACAAUCACCACCCUGAAGUUUCCCCUUAAGUUUGUUUAAAGUUAGUUGGAAAUCCUCAAACCUUUGUUAAAAUCCCAAGCUCCAUGUAUUAUGAUGACUCUUGGUUUGUUACCUUGGCACUCAUAGAUAUAUUCACCCACCUCUGUUAGUUUUUGACUGAGUGUAAUACAUAUGUAAUGAAUCAUUAAAAAAAAAAAACUUCUAAAAGUAGAUUUAAUCGAAUAACAGAUUUUAAAAAAUUGAUACCAUGCACUUCCAUGCACUUGAAAACAAAAUCAAAUUAGUUGUGUGUUCACUUUGCUGUUAAUGUGAUAUGUAAUGGUUUCAAAAUAAUUUUUCUUAUUCAUAGUUUGAAUUUUAUUGUCAUGAUAAAUUCUGUUAGCUGUUUAAAAAAAAAAGAUUCUUUUUUAAUUGUUGAAUUUUUACUGUAUAAAGUAUUCAUUGAUCUUUUAAUUAAAUAAAUAAAUAUGUGUACGUCUUUAA